CAGUGACGUCCACCGGAAGUGAAACUAAAAGGCUCCAGCAGCAGCGUGUGUGGACUCAGCAGGAAGACGGUUGUGUUUUCGUUUCUCAGCUGAAUCUUUGCGUAGUUUCAGCAACAAUGUCUUCAGUUCAGCAUCUGAGAGAGUUUAUCAGAGAGCGACUAACUGCUGCUGCUGAAGAAAUCUUCUCAGAGGUUGAGAAAACCAUCGUCCGCUACGAGGAAGACGCCAGACUGCUGGAAAGCUGCUGGAGACCCCAGAUAAAACUCCCCAGAAUCGACCUCCAAAAGCCACAUGUCUCCAUGGAGGAGGAAGCUUCUUCCAUCCAACAGCUCUGCAACCAGAGGAGAAGGUCCAGUCAUGACCAGGAGGAAGGAGAACCUCAGUGGUCUGAAGAGGAACAGAUGGAACCAGAACCUCUUCUGACUGAAGAACAGAGGGAACCAGAACCUCCAUUUAUUAAAGAAGAACAUGUAGAGCCUGAGUCUGCAUGGUCUGAAGAGGAACAACAGAAACCAGAACGUCCACGGAUUGAGAAUGAAAUGGAAAAAGUUUCUUCAAGGCUUAAACAUGAACAACAGGAUCCUGAACAUUUACCAACUAGAAGGGAGCAGGAGAAUGUCUGCAGCAGUAAAGGGGGAGAGCAGCUUGUCCAGAAGCAGCCCGUUGCUCUAAUGGAGACCUUUACCCUUCAGGAACGUGAAGGAGAACCAAGAACUGAGCAGCUUUCCUUUCAUAUCUCUCCUGUAGUUCAGACCAAAGACCACAAAGGAAGCAGCUCCAUUGGGUCAGAGAGUCAGUCUUUCACUGACACAAAGAAAAUGUCUUUAAAAUGUGAUGUUUGUGGGAAGUCUUUGAAGCACAAGAGUCAAUUGAAAAAUCAUUACAGAACCCACACAGGUGAGAGGCCUUUUUCUUGUCAGACAUGCGGAAAAGGUUUCACUGGACUGAGUAAUUUAAAUGUUCACAUUCGAACCCACACAGGUGAGAGGCCUUUUGUUUGUCAGACAUGUGGAAAAAGUUUCUCUCACUUAUGUUCUUUACAAGUUCACAUGAGAACCCACACUGGUGAGAGGCCUUUUUCUUGUCAGACAUGCGGAAAAAGUUUCACUGGACUGAGUAAUUUAAAUGUUCACAUUCGAACCCACACAGGUGAGAGGCCUUUUUCUUGUCAGAUAUGUGGAAAAAGAUUCACUAUACUGAGUAAUUUAAAUGGUCACAAGAGAAUCCACACAGGUGAGAGGCCUUUUUCUUGUCAGAUAUGUGGAAAAAGAUUCACUAUACGGAGUAAUUUAAAUAGUCACAAGAGAAUCCACAUAGGUGAGAGGCUUUUUUCUUGAGGAACAUUUCAGAAUCAGAAUCAAGUUUAUUGGCAAGUAGGUUUGCACUUACAAGGAAUUUAACUUGGUGUUGAUGGUGCAGACAAAAUAGAUACAUAUACAGAGCUAUAUACAUAGUAGACGCAGAAGGUCUGUAGAUGCUACGUUGGUGUAGCUUGUAGGUCCUGAAUGGGGGAGGGAGAGAGGCCCCGUCACAUUGUCAAGUGUGACGGGGCUCUGGACCUUGUUAAUAAGGCUGGUAGCGGAUCGGGAGAAACUGUUCUUGUGGCGUGAGAUUUUAAAAAUAAUAAUAAUAAUAAUAAUAAUACAUUUAAUUUAUA
Fundulus heteroclitus (mummichog) is the source of this 1657-nucleotide messenger RNA. RefSeq names its product zinc finger and SCAN domain-containing protein 2-like. Gene Ontology annotation, cellular component: nucleus. Gene Ontology annotation, biological process: central nervous system development; regulation of transcription by RNA polymerase II. The coding region runs from base 117 to 1337 and encodes 406 amino acids. Gene Ontology annotation, molecular function: RNA polymerase II cis-regulatory region sequence-specific DNA binding; DNA-binding transcription factor activity, RNA polymerase II-specific. The record is from RefSeq and is a predicted model, not a curated record. Lineage: Eukaryota; Metazoa; Chordata; Actinopteri; Cyprinodontiformes; Fundulidae. The transcript is spliced from 2 exons.